Molecule: messenger RNA, 1928 nt
Organism: Aphanomyces astaci
Lineage: Eukaryota; Oomycota; Saprolegniomycetes; Saprolegniales; Verrucalvaceae
Exons: 6
Coding region: 7-1833 (608 amino acids)
Cellular component (GO): cytosol
Molecular function (GO): oxidoreductase activity; flavin adenine dinucleotide binding; FMN binding
Source: RefSeq, a predicted model, not a curated record
GGAAGCAUGCUCUACGUCCUGUAUGGAAGCGCCACUGGCACUGGCCAAGAUGUCGCCGAGCAAAUCGGUCGCAUGGCGACAGCGAGGAACAUUCCCGUGGUCGUGUCGUCGAUGGACGCGUUCGAUAUCCAGCAGCUUCCCACAAUCAGCCAUGCCGUGUUUAUCGCGUCGUCGACAGGGGACGGCGAAGCUCCGGAGAACAUGACCAACACAUGGAAGUUCCUCCUUCGGAAAAGCUUGGCGGUGGACUCUCUCCAUGCCAUGCACAUGGCUGUGUUUGGCUUGGGCGACUCGAGCUACGCCAAAUACAACACGGUGGCCCGACGAUUGCAUGCGCGACUGCUUCAACUCGGCGCCGUCGACAUCAUCGAUCGUGGGCUAGGCGACGACCAGCACGAGCUCGGGUACCACGGCGCGUUGAAUCCGUGGCUGGACAGACUAUGGGUGGCCUUGCUUCAACUGGAACCGUUCCUGCUUCCGCUGGGGUUUACCAUCGACGACAGUCCAAAGCCAACGCCGCCAAAGUACCUCGUCCGAAUCGUGGCCUCUGACGGCGUCUCCCAGCCCUCUCGUCUUCAUUCGUUCUACGAUCCUCCCAAGACGGCCCUGGACGCCAGUCGCCUUAUCCAGGCCACGUUGACCAAGAAUGAGCGGCUUACCGCCGCCGACUGGAGUCAGGACGUCCGCCACAUUGAGCUAGCCUUGCCGGCGUCGGCACCUGUGUACUCUGCUGGGGACAUUGCGCUGUUGUAUCCUGAAAACGUAGAUGUAGCCACGAUCGACCGCUUUCUCAAUGCGACGCUGCAGCUGCCACCGACCACAUGGCUGGCCAUCGAGCGUGUCGACGGCAACGCGUUGGACCUUCCGCCGUUGGUCACAGCAGGGGAGUUGAUGCGAAAGUACUUGGACGUGUUUGGUACGCCGCGUCGGACGUUCUUUGAGCGUUUAUCGCUGUUCACGCAAGACAUUGACGAGAAGGAAAAGCUCUUGGAACUCAGCGCCCCUGACGGCGCUGACCUUCUCCAGGACUACUGCAUUCGAGAACGGCGCACGUACAUUGAGGUUCUGCAAGACUUUUCGACGUGCCAUGUUCCACUGGAGUUUCUCCUUGAGCUCAUUCCGCGACUGGCCCCGCGGGCGUAUUCAAUCGCGUCGUCGUCCACCCUGCAUUCGGGCCAAGUUCAUUUAACCGUGGCGAUCGUCGACUACUUGACGCCAUACAAACGAUCAAAGAAGGGCGUGUGCUCGGCGUGGCUGCAAACCCUGGAACCCGGCGCCGUGGUUUUCAUGUGGAUUAAGACGGGGCUCUUCCGCCUCUCCCCCGCCAUCCACGCGCAAAAUGUGCUGUUGAUUGGCCCUGGAACAGGGAUUGCCGUUAUGCGCGCCAUCGUUCAAGAGCGUCACGCGCAUCGUGGUCAGACUGCCGUUGGGGGCGACACCCACGUGUACUUUGGAUGUCGACAUGAGACCAAGGUAAGGGUGAGACGAGGACGAUACGUAAACACCCAAAUGGACUUCCUGUAUGGCGCCGAGUGGAAGCAACUCGAAUCCAACCGAGCCAUCACGUCGUUACACGUGGCCUUUUCGCGCGACCAGGAAGAUAAGAUAUACGUGCAAGCCAAGUUGGCGCAACAAAAAGCUGCUGUCUUUGCCGUGCUCUCCCAGGGCGGGUACUGCUUCGUCGCGGGGUCGGCCAAACGCAUGCCAUCGGACGUGUACUCGACCAUCCGAGACAUCGUCGCCAGCGAAGGCCGCGUGUCCAUCAAGGAAGCGGACGUGUUUAUGAAGAGUCUCGUGCGCCAGAAGCGAUACAUCGUCGAGUCUUGGUCGUAGGAACAACUUGACGACUCGAUCCUAUGACAACAAUACUUCCAAGGAGUAACGACAGCUAAUUAAUGUAAUACUCGGUGCGUUGGAAUGGAUCCAAA